Pectinophora gossypiella (pink bollworm) is the source of this 2179-nucleotide messenger RNA. RefSeq names its product facilitated trehalose transporter Tret1-like. The transcript is spliced from 8 exons. Gene Ontology annotation, molecular function: transmembrane transporter activity. The record is from RefSeq and is a predicted model, not a curated record. NCBI's taxonomy places the organism in Eukaryota, Metazoa, Arthropoda, Insecta, Lepidoptera, Gelechiidae. Gene Ontology annotation, biological process: transmembrane transport. The coding region runs from base 283 to 1713 and encodes 476 amino acids. Gene Ontology annotation, cellular component: membrane.
GCUUGCGUCUCAGAUCUAAACGCGCGGCGUGCGCGUGCGACAAACACGACAUUCAUGAUCGAGGUCGUAGAGCAGUUCUAUAAUGCCGUCUGUCACACAGCGAUAUCAACAUCUACCUAUCUUUAUUUUAUAACUGAUAAUAACGUUUGUAAACGGAUUAACUGUGUCUCUCAGUUUCAGUGUCUAUUUCCAUAUUACAAUGUAAUUCGUAGUGCUAAUGCACACGUCUUAUUUAACGUUUAAAUUCGGAGCCGCGUACGUUUUACGGAAUCGCUUUCAACAAUGACAAAGCAAACUAAAAGAAACGUCCAAUAUUUGGCGGGAUUAUGUGCGUCAUUAGGGUUCGUUUUCACCGGUGCUGUGUUAACAUGGGGCUCGCCGGCGAUUCCAAAGUUCAAGAGUGGAGAAGCCAAUAUAGAAAUCACAGACGCACAAAGUUCGUGGGUAGUGUCACUACUAUCGCUGGGGUCCAUACCAGGAUGCUACAUUGGCCAGCUUCUGAUCGAGAGGGUGGGCCGUCGACGGACUAUCUGCGUGUCUUCCGUGCCAGGACUCGUAGGUGCGGCGAUAAUAUUAUUUACAAAAUACCCAAUAUUGAUGAUAAUCGCAAGAAUGCUUAUGGGAGUUUCGACUGGAAUGACUGCAAUGGCAACAAUGAUAUACAUAACAGAAAUAGCUGAUAAAGAGAUCAGAGGAGCUCUGGGUAUGUUGGUGCAAGUGAUGGGGAAUAUUGGUGGCCUGAUCAUGUAUGGAGUGGGGCCUUUCGUAUCCUAUACAGUUCUGAACUCCAUCGUACUGUCCAUACCCAUAGUGUAUGCUGCCGCUUGUGUCUGGAUACCUGAGUCUCCGUAUUAUUAUCUUAAAGAUGAUAGAAUGGCACAGGCGAAGAAGGAGUUCAUGGUCAUCAAAGGAACUAAGGACGAAAAGUGGGCUGACGACCAGCUAGGAGUAAUCAGAGCUCACGUGAGAGAAAACAUGGAAAAUAAAACCACAUUCACUGAGCUUAUGACCAAUAUGAAGUACAGGAAAACCGUGUUCAUUGUUGCAGGUCUCAAAGCCCUGCAAUAUAUGACAGGCGCGUCUGCGAUCCAGUCGUACUUAGAAAUAAUAUUCAGACAGAGCAGCACCGUAUCGGGGCCGCACGUGAGCAUCAUCUACGGUUUCGUGCAAUUAGCUGCAGGCAUAGGCGCAACCUUCCUAGCCGGCUGGUUCGGUCGCCGCGUCCUAUUAUUCCUCUCCUGCCUUGGAGUAGCUGUAUCUUUGACUUUAGUAGGCAUUUACUUCUAUUUGCAAGACUCCAUAGGCGUCAGUCAAGAUGUCUUAGCAUCGAUAUCUGCGCUACCGCUUGUAGGCAUUUUAGGUUUCAACAUACUAUACGCUGUAGGUAUAGGCAACUUACCUUACGUUUUACAGGCAGAGCUUUUUCCAAUAAAUGUAAAGACUGUUGCUUCGAGUGCAGCUACAAUUUUAGCUUGUGUUCUUAGUUUUUCUGUUGCAAAAUGCUACCAGGGUAUUAAAGAUAAUUUUGGGCAUUAUACGGUGUUCUGGUCGUUCGCGUUUGUGGCUUAUGUUGGGGUGUUCUUCAUAUAUUGUUUCGUGCCGGAGACUAAAGGGAAAACGUUGGAGGAAGUCCAUGACAAUAUGGCAGAGAAGCCUGCUGAGGCGGAAGCGCUGAGAGAGAAGGCUGUGAACGAACUAACUGAUGAUUGUUAGAGGUAUUUUUUUUAAAUUGUGUAACGCUGUCAGGCUAAGUAACGGAUUUUACUGUUGAAGUAGACGUAUUGGUUUCUUAAAAAUGCAUUUUUUACCUAAAUACACCUAUUACGUUGGUCUAACAGAAAGCUCGGUGAGCCGUGGGUACCUAAUUUAUCUUGCGAAGAAUGUACCUCUGACUACCCCAAUUAGGAUAUAGUCGUAAGCUUAAUGUUAUGCUUUGAGACGCAUCGCUGGGUAACAUGAAUUAUUAUAUCUCAUAAGAUCUUUAUCCCCUGAUAUCGUCAUAUCAAAUCAAAUAUACUUUAUUGCACAGAACAUAUCGAUACAUCGUUGAUAUCGUCACAUUUAGAUCAUAAGGUUUUUUUUAUUGUUAUAACAAUCUGUGAUGUUUUGUAGCCAGAAACGUGGCGAUAUAUUUUAUACCUAAAUGCUGUUAAAUAAAGUUUAAAUCUGGAAUUUAUAA